This is a messenger RNA of Adineta ricciae, 2319 nucleotides long. The record is from the annotation of a GenBank genome assembly. NCBI's taxonomy places the organism in Eukaryota, Metazoa, Rotifera, Eurotatoria, Adinetida, Adinetidae.
AUGUUUCGCAAUGUUACUGGCGCACAAGAAGCUGCUGUACAUAGACAAUCGCUCGAUAGUUUACCGAAUGGUAGUAAGCCGAUUCGAUUAAUCAAAGAUAUUCAGUCAGAUGAUAUUGCGGAAGCCUAUUCGGAUCUGAUGAAUAAAUGGUCCAAUCAGCGCGAACAGUUAAUUGAAAAUCUAGAACAACUUGAGAAACAUAACAAAACAUUUCCUCAAGAUAUUCAACGCGUAAAAAAUCUCAUCGAAUGUCUCAAUGAACUGAUAAACAAUGGCGAAAUCGAUAAAAAUUGCCAUGAACUAUUAAAUGAUACAAAUGAAAAUAUUCAACCAGCACCCGAAACCUACGCUCUACCUCGAAAAUCAUUAGGUGAUAGAUCCAUACGAUUAGCACGACAUUCUUCAAAAACGAUACCUGACGAUGCAAGUUGCUCGUCGGAAAAAAUAUCGUCAAGAACAACUUUAACACAACAGACUGACCGCCGAAGAAAUUCCGAUCGGCAACAACGAACCAAAAAGAUCGACUAUGAUGGUUUGUCAAGAUCUGAUCGAUCUACUGGAAAUAUGACAGCUGGUAUUAAGUUUUAUGCCGUUGCUGAUCUUUUUCGUAAUGAUCAAGCUGAUUCGAAAAGAAGCAGUGAAAGAAAGCAUUAUUUUGCGUCAUCCGCGGUCCGUCGUCCGAUACGGAAUAUGGCAAAAGGUAUUGCCGAUGAAGAAUUCAAUGAAAGAGACGUAUUACUAGAAGAACACGAACAAUUAACAACUUCACUUGCUGCACUAACUCGCCAUUUUGCACAUGUGCAGUUACGGUUACAGCAAGUUGUGUCCGCACCCACGCCCGAGGACCGUGAGAACUUACUUUUAGAGUUACAUGAAUUUGCAUCGAAUGGUAUACCAGACAUCAUGUGUCAAACAACUAUCGAUGUACAAGAACAAGUGAUCGAAGGAGAGAAAUGCCGCGAAAAAGAAUUUAUCAAUGAAUUAAAACAAAAAUUGGAUGAACUAGAACAUUAUGCAGCUGCAUCUGGUUCCUUGGAGGGUGCACCAACGUCUGUGAUGAUAGAAAAACAGCGUAUACUUAUCGAUCAAUUAAGACACAAACUUCAUCUUCAAUUGGAUGAUGCCUCUGUUUCGAAAUUAUCUGCCGAAGAAUUAAGAAAAUUGGUGGACCAAGCUAUAUAUCAGUUAACAAAUCCAGUAAAACUGAAAGAAAACCUAAUCAAUCAAAUGCGUACCCAAAUCGGUGAUUUAGAAAAAUUCAUUGAAUUUCUUAAAAGUGACUCCAUCAAUUCAGCAUCAGUGGCAGUGACGACCAAUGAUUCUGUUCCAUCUUCUCCUCAAAGUGUACAAUCACCCUUACUCAUCAAAUCGAAAUCUCAUUCUACAGCUGCCCUUCCAUCAUCAAAGAUUUCGCAAUCAACAAAUCCAUUUUCCUCCCGUUCUCAAACUGAACACCAUUCAUCGAACAUAGCACAAUCCUUGAAGAAACUCUUCGUUUUAACUCAACUCUACACAUUUUUACUAUUAACCUGUGGUACGCGAUCAAUGAAGAAAAACAAAACAAAACCAACAUCGAAUAUGACAAAGGAUAUCAUCGCAAAAAAGCAUUUUGGAGAUGUUCGAGCUAAACUUGAAAUGGCCAUCGAAAAUGUUCUCAAAGCCGUCCAAUUAAAUCAAAUAGUACCAAGUGAUAUCGACGACACUGCGGAAAAUGAAUGUGACUCAACAGGAGUGAUUUUCUGUGUUCGAAACGAACUUGCACCUGCCCUUUGUUCUUUACUGGAACAUGGUCUUUACGAAACUAGUUAUUCAACAUCUCUGACGAUCUUCGGAUGUUUUUCAAGUAAAUUAGCUAAUAAUAAUUCUACAUCGAGUGAAACAAUGCAUGCGUGGAAAUUAUUUUUGAAAUAUUAUGAAUUAAAACAUGGAGAUGAAUUCGUCAAUAGUCCAGCUCGUAGACUUUCACAGACCUUUUCACUGGAUGUUGUCGGUGGUAAACCGAUAACAAUGAGACAAUCAUUGUUAAGUGGUAUCGAUAUGGUUGCCAAAUUACAUGAAAAGCAUGCAAAGUCAAUGGAUGCAUGUUUCAAAUCAUUCGUAUGUCAUGCGUUGAAUGAAAAGAAACUUGUUCCAUUUCUUCGAAUUAUUCUCAAAACUGGACAAAUUGUUGAAAAUGAUUAUCAACCAUGGAGUUACACAAAGCAAACUGGUUUCAAUGAUGCUCUUCAUUCACUCUCUCGGUUGAGCUCAAUUGAUUUUCGACUUCCAGUUGAUCUUGCCGUUCGUCGGUUCGUCAGUAAUCAAGAUCUAAUCGAAUAA